AUGCAAGCUGAGUGGGAGGUUAAAUUGGAGCAGAUGCAAAAGGCCACUGUGGAUCAUAUCUUGCAAAAUCAAAGUGACCUAGUGGAUCAAAUGGUAACAAAAUUGGCUGAGCUUAACCAAGGAAAAGGCAAAGAGAAGAUUUCCUUGACCCGUGAAACAGUUGAAUGUGUGAAGGCACAGGCUAGUUCACAACCAAUUAUAUCGCCCAACAGGAUUCCUGGUCACGAAGUGACAAAAAGAACAAAUAACGAGAUCCCAGAGAAUUUGAAACAAUGGUGUAGAGAAACAUUCCAGGGAAUGAGAGGACAGAGCUCUCACAGAGGGAUGGAUGCAACAGAACUACAACAGGCGUUGGAGGCCAACAACAAAGUAACUGUUGAGGGUAUUGCGAGCUUUUGGGGUGCCAUAUUGGAUAACUAUGUGAAAUUCGUCGGCUGCGAGAAGUUAUCCUAUCUUCAUGAGGUGGAUGAAAUGGAUAAUAUUCGGAAGGCAUUCUUUGCCUACCUAGUCUUCCUACUUGUUACUCAAAAUUAUGAUGGUCGAGAUUUCCCUCGCGUUUCAUUCAGGGGAUAUAAACAAUUUUUCAAAAGAACACUACUUGAGCAAUCAGACUACCUCAAAGACGAUUGCCUCUCUGUUCACUGUAGUGUUGGUGUUGCUAAGUCACAUACAGAGGGUCCUAAGAUCUACUCCAUAGCUGUACCACCUUCAAACAUCAAUCAACUUUUCGGGAAACUACUAGAAAGUGAAAAGGGUACUGAUGUAAGCUUUGAAGUUGACGGGGAAGUCUUUCCUGCCCAUAAAUUGGUACUUGCUGCUCGUUAUCCUGUGUUUAGGGCACAACAUUUUGUACCAAUGAAGGAUCAGAAUACAAAGCAAAUUAAAAUUGAAGAAAUAGAAGCUCUUGUUUUCAAGGUUCAGUGCACUUCCCCCUCCUAUAUUGGACAAAAAACUCAUGCUACUUCUUAUCCUUGA
Hibiscus syriacus is the source of this 975-nucleotide messenger RNA. RefSeq names its product speckle-type POZ protein-like. Gene Ontology annotation, biological process: protein ubiquitination. The transcript has 4 exons. NCBI's taxonomy places the organism in Eukaryota, Viridiplantae, Streptophyta, Magnoliopsida, Malvales, Malvaceae. Bases 1 to 975 code for a protein of 324 amino acids. The record is from RefSeq and is a predicted model, not a curated record. Gene Ontology annotation, molecular function: protein binding.